GAGAGAGACAAGAUUGCUUUUGAUUAUCAUGUGCACUACAACUCGCGAGAGUCAAUGAAGACAACUACAAGUGCGAGUUGUUUGACAUGAGCAGCUAGAGAGACUUAGCAUGCGCUUCGUUCCUUCCCGAUGAGCGGAAAAUCAAGUAAAACAACUAACACUACUAUUUUAAGAACAACAAGAUGUUACUAUCUAAUCCGAAGAACUAAAAAUGUUUUCGUCGACGAGGCCAACGGCUGCCUCGGCUAGGGAUCCUAGUGCGCCUAGGAAAUUGCCGCAAUGCAGACCGCAGGUCUACGUGAAUGGGGAGGUGGAGUGUGCGGGUAUAUGUGCGACUGGUAUGACACAACUCUACUGCAGCUUUCGAUUCAGGUGCUAUUAAGGCUAACAUAUUUUUUUGUUUAAAGAAAUAGAAAGAUCUUGGUCUUCAUCGGUUCAAAACAUUAUUAUUAUUGUUAACAAAGUUACCCCCAAUAGAGCAAACUGAUAUUUAUUGGGGUAGUGCUGGGGAGUAUUCCGCGAUGCAUAUGCAUAUGCAUUCAAGUGUUUAUUAAGAUCGCCCGCUAAGUAGGUGCUAAAAUAUUCGUAUUCCAGUCGGGAUCCACCGUAUUCUCGUCAGCUUGCGCUAGAGUUCUUCUUUUCCGCCCUCUGGAACACGCGCGCGCGUGACGGCAUGGCCCCUACCCGGCCUUGAGUUCCCCUGGUGACUCAACACGGGCCCACUGAAGCGCCGCAAAAGCAAAUGUAUAAGACCCCUUCGUCGCACUGGGCUGCUUGCUUUGCCGCAUCUUCGUAUGUAAGACCCAGCGUGUUUCUAGUCUCCUUACAUACAUACAUACAUACAUAUUGAGUAACUACAAUGUUCUACUCGCUACACGUGAUACAUUCAUCAAGUGUUUAAGGUCAACCACUAAAAAGGGGCUGAACCUUUUGCUUUCUGACCCUCAAGUUGAUCAGAUGAAGGAACACACAGCCAGGUAGUGACGAUAGCUUCUGAACUUUCAGGUACAUCCGUGCGAACUGGUGGCUACUUGCUGGCGACGAGAGAGGUGAAACGUUCAUCAGCGACGGGCAUAACGGCAUGUGCGUGUGGAAUCAUCCGUUCGACGCGCAUUUUGCGUACUAUCGUCUUCUCUACUUAUAGUUGAGCGAUUAUAGGAGCAGCUACCGCUACGGCCAUCUUUUUUUGUCUAAAAAAUACUCCCAAAAUCAACAUAGCUUCCAUAUCCACGAUCAGGGCGCUUUCCCUAGAAGGAUGGCCCAGAUUGGAGGUUAUAGUCCGUGGCAAGGACGGCGACGGCCGCAACCAAGUAGCAGGAUACGGACAAGUUCUGGUUCCAUUAUGAGCGGUUCAGUAAAGCUUCUACUUGGGGCAAUAGAGGUACUUAAGGUCUAUAACCUAUACCUAUAAUUUUUUUUGGGAUUAAUUUGCUCCUCUAAUUGUUUUUGUUGGGAUACUAGAACUGCUACAAAAUUUUUUCAUAGGAAACAAAAAACAACAAAUGCCCUCUCGUCUCUUCUUGUCACUCACGUGACAUCUAAGCCGUCGCGGAUAAAGGCUAGAGUUCUGGCUCUAUUGACAUACCUUUUGUUUGAGAGAAUUCAAAGAUCUUGGUCUUCUUCGGUUUCAAUCAUUAUUCUUAGUCUCCAAUGACACUCAUCAAGCUGAAUCUUCUAACCGGAACGCGACCCGGCGGGCAUGAGCUGAUCGUACAGUGUUGGCGGCCAGUCGAAGACGUCCUCAGGCAGCAGCUUCUAGCAGAAGUACCUGAGUUUGUGGAUGAGCAGCAUGAACAGCUUUAUGUUUCGACUCCGAAUAAGAGCAAAGCGCAGCUACGUGCGGAAGAUAGUGUGGAAGUCCUCAUCCGAUUCAAUGUUACAUUACAAGAUUUUAAGAGCAACAACCUGGUUGUGUCGUGACUUUAGCGAUCUAAUCGUGUCAUGAAGAAUUGUCGCAAUACAACCUGGUUGUGUCGUGACUUUUCAGCGAUCUACUCGUGUCAUGAAUCCUCGCAAUAGAAGUUAUCAUAACGCCAUUCACGGGUAACGGUAAGCUGAUAAUGAAUGUCAUAUCAUCCCUACAGCUCUAGAGUCUAGGCCAUGAUCGUUCAAAUCGAAUUUAUGUUUUCACUUCGAAGCACCAACCUCAGAUUCUGGAUCACUUCUAAGCACCUCUGAAUACUUCUGAUGAUUUUUGGACUGACGCAUAAGGCGCACACAACGCACUUCGUUUUCGCAAAUUGUCAGUAAGGACUUGUGUACGAAGCUUUUUACUGUAACAGUGUUACCUGA
Molecule: messenger RNA, 2292 nt
Organism: Amoebophrya sp. A25
Lineage: Eukaryota; Dinophyceae; Syndiniales; Amoebophryaceae
Source: the annotation of a GenBank genome assembly